Molecule: messenger RNA, 2172 nt
Organism: Nylanderia fulva
Lineage: Eukaryota; Metazoa; Arthropoda; Insecta; Hymenoptera; Formicidae
Biological process (GO): regulation of transcription by RNA polymerase II
Cellular component (GO): nucleus
Molecular function (GO): DNA-binding transcription factor activity, RNA polymerase II-specific; RNA polymerase II cis-regulatory region sequence-specific DNA binding
Source: RefSeq, a predicted model, not a curated record
GCACGCGGCACGCGUACCCGCGCGCGGCGGUAAAGAGGUCGCGCCUGUCGGCCAACCGACCGGUCAACAAGAGAAGAGAGUAGGAGAGCGGUAGUAACGAACGACAAGGCACGGAGACGGAGGUGGCGAAGGCGGAAGGUCCCAAAAAUCCUACACACACACACGCGCGCGCACACACACUCGACAAUCGAGUGAGAAAGAAAGGCGAAAAGAGGAAGAAGAGCCUCCGCAGCGAACCGGGGAAAACAGUGUGGGGUUUCGGCGCGGAAUGGAAUUGCACACGCCGAAGCGGGAGUCGCGAGCGUCGGCGGAGGCCCUGGAUCGUAGCCCGUGCGACACGUACUACCCUUGGAACUGGAGUGAGCUAGUGCGAAACGUGAAUCUCAGUCCGGGCAGCUCGUGCUCGUCCCCGGAGUACCGCGAGCACGGAUUGAGCGGCACGGACGGGAGCGGCGUCCUUAGCGGAGGCGGCGUCCUCGGUGCGAGAGGCGGCGACCGCGGCGCCGGCUCCGAGAGCCAUCGUCGUGGUCGCCCGCGCGCCGACGCGCUCACGAAUCUCAUGAUGCAAGGUAGCACGUCGCCGAGCAACAUCAAGUGCAAAUUCUGCAACCGGGUGUUCCCGCGCGAGAAGAGUCUGCAAGCGCACUUGCGCACCCACACCGGAGAACGUCCAUAUUUAUGCGAUUAUCCUGGCUGUACCAAGGCUUUUACUCAAUCGGGCCAGUUAAAAACUCAUCAACGACUACAUACAGGAGAGAAACCCUUUUUAUGCACCGAACCAGGCUGUGAAACGAGAUUCACUCAUGCCAAUAGACAUUGUCCCGACCAUCCUUAUGCCAACUUAACAAGAUCGGAUGACUUUGUAUUAAAACCAGUGUCUGAAAACAUGGAGUUGCCGCACGAAGUUACUCGAUGGCUGGAGCGUUACAAGAUGGCGAGAGAACGGGAGGAGAAAACACCGACCGGAAAGAGCGAACGAAAGAAAAAGUCGUGGAAGAGCACCGAGAACCACAAAAGGAUAAAAUCUAGAAAAGGUCUGAUGAUGGAUAUAGCGGGAGAACAGGAAAAUUUAGAUCGCAAACCACCGAGUCAGCGACUGUACUGCAGUGAGAGUCAGGAUAGUCAGGAUAGCCAGGAGGACAGCCAAGAUGAGGAUCCGACAGGCACGUGCUGCGCGAUACUGCAAACAUCCGAAGACGAAGAAGCUUCCAAUGCCAAGUUGGCGAUGACACCGUCGAGAAGACCCUUGGACAGACUACAACCAAAGAAACGAUGGCUACGAUACGCUUGCCUAGAACAAGCACAGUUGGAUCUGAACGGAGAAGUUAAAUCCAACAGUGCGAACUCUGCAUACAAAAUUGACGAGAAGCAGAGUCUGAGCGGAUCCACAGAAUCGUCCGAGUUACAUUGGUACACAUCAUUCGGCAAUUCUGAAGCGGACAACAAUAUAGCCACAUCGAGUAUGGAUAAUGAACUAGCAAUUCCAAAUGCACAAUUAGAAGAGCCUUCUUAUCCCAUCUCCUUGCAAACAUGGGAUAUGAAUCAGAAUAACGAAUCUCCGAAAGUGGUAGAGGGCUUAAAGAUUGGCCAAGAGACUCUAAACAAUUGGUGUUGUUACGAGGCAUCAAAUAACAUGCCGAGUAAUCAGAGUAUUUUUAAAACUAGUAUUAACGAAUAUAUUCCGAAACCUGAAGAUUCCGAAUUGAUUCAUUUCGAUUAUUCGGAGCAUACUAUUCAUAAAGAGACAGCGAAUCAAGAUACAUUGUACAACUUUCACAUCAGUGAAAACGAAACUAGACCAACAGUUCUAAUGUUGGCUAGUAGUACAAGUGGCAGCAAAGUUGAGAUCGUUCCAAAGCUACCUAUUGUAACGGACAUUGAUAAAACGCAUGCAGAAAUAACCGAUACUAUGACAGAGGACAAUACAGUUAGGUCACCAAUUCAGGAAGACAAUAAGAAAUGGCUGGGCGCUCUGGCACUGAUGGAAUUGGCCAAGACGCAACAAGAGGUGCAGAGUUUAAGUCUUAAGCACGACGUAAGCAACGAAUGUUCCACGGCUUUAGAACUAUAGCCAUUUAUAUAGACUGUGAUUACUCUGGUUAACUUUGUUAUUUUUAUACGCAAAAAGAAAAAAGAAGAAAAAGCUCCUAUGUCCAUCCUCAUGUAACACGG